Penaeus monodon (black tiger shrimp) is the source of this 1119-nucleotide messenger RNA. RefSeq names its product pupal cuticle protein 36-like. Gene Ontology annotation, molecular function: structural constituent of chitin-based larval cuticle. Bases 19 to 945 code for a protein of 308 amino acids. Gene Ontology annotation, cellular component: chitin-based extracellular matrix. Lineage: Eukaryota; Metazoa; Arthropoda; Malacostraca; Decapoda; Penaeidae. The record is from RefSeq and is a predicted model, not a curated record. The transcript has 4 exons.
CUCCAGCGCGAGAGCAUCAUGUUAUCGAAAAUUGUGAUAUGCGCUGUGGUGGCCGCUGUGGCAUCACUGCCUCAAGGUUCACCAUCUAGAUCCUAUGGACUUCCCGGUGGAAGUUCAUCCGGCGGUUUCGGUGGAGUAGGAGGUGGACCUGGAAGUGGAGCUGGAGGCAGUGGAGGAUUCGGAGGUGGAGCUCCUGGUUCAGGCAGUGGAGGAUUCGGAGGUGGAGCUCCUGGUUCAGGCAGUGGAGGAUUCGGAGGUGGAGCAACGGGAGGAUUUGGGGGUGGGGCUCCUGGUUCCGGUAGUGGCGGCUUCGGCAGUGGAGCCACCGGAGGAUUUGGUGGUGGAGCUCCUGGCGCUGGAGCCACUGGAGGAUUCGGCGGUUCCUCGGGAGGCUUCGGUGCUGGAGCUGGAGCUUCAGGUCCUUUCAUUCCCAUCAUUACCGACGAACGCCAAGGUCCCGAUGAGUUCGGAAACUACAACUUCAACUUCGAAACUGCAAACGGCAUCAUUCGUCAGGAACAAGGAGCCCCACAAGGAGAAACUGGAGCCGUAGCACAGCAGGGUUCUUGGUCAUUCACCUUCCCUGAUGGCACGCCAGCUGACUUCAACUUCGUUGCUGAUGAAAACGGUUUCCGCGUGGAGUCCGACCUGCUGCCCACACCCCCUCCCCUCCCCGCCCACGCCAUCGCUCAGAUCGAGAAGGCUCGUCAGGAGGACGCCGCCGCUGCAGCUUCUGGUGGCCGGCCAGGCUCUGGCUCUGGACAGUUCUCUGGCUCAGGCUUUGGCGCCGGCCAAUCAGGCUUUGGUUCAGGACAGUUCUCGGGAUCUGGCCAAUCAGGCUUUGGUGCCGGUGCUGGCCAACCAGGAUUUGGUUCUUCUAGUGGCCAGUUUUCAGGAUCAGCUUCCUCACAACAAGGACCCAGCACUGCUUAUGGUUACCCCUAAACUGAACCACCAUAUUUAUGCAACAUAAAUUUUGCUGCCAUUUACUGAUCCAGCGUUAUCAUGAUCUCUUGCAUCAGCCGUCAUCUUAAUCACCUGUUAUUAUUAAAGUUAAGAUAUAAACAUGACGCUUACUAGUAUUGUAGAUACAUGGUUAUAUUAAAUAAGUACCUGUGC